Colletotrichum acutatum is the source of this 837-nucleotide messenger RNA. RefSeq names its product 60S ribosomal protein L8-B. Gene Ontology annotation, biological process: ribosome biogenesis; maturation of LSU-rRNA. Gene Ontology annotation, molecular function: RNA binding. The coding region runs from base 1 to 837 and encodes 278 amino acids. Lineage: Eukaryota; Fungi; Ascomycota; Sordariomycetes; Glomerellales; Glomerellaceae. The record is from RefSeq and is a predicted model, not a curated record. Gene Ontology annotation, cellular component: cytosolic large ribosomal subunit. The transcript has 4 exons.
AUGGUGAAGUAUUGGAUUCACGUCCAUUACUUCUCCGUCCUUCUCCUUAGACCUCCCAAGUCCGGUAAGAAGGUGGCUCCCGCCCCUUUCCCCCAGGGAAAGGCUGGCUCCAAGAAGGCUCCUAAGAACCCUCUCAUCGAGCGCAAGCCCCGCAACUUCGGUAUCGGCCAGGACAUCCAGCCCCGUCGCAACUUGGCCCGCAUGGUCAAGUGGCCCGAGUAUGUUCGUCUUCAGCGCCAGAAGAAGAUCUUGAACAUGCGCCUCAAGGUCCCCCCUGCGAUCGCCCAGUUCCAGCACGUCCUCGACCGCAACACCGCCGCCCAGGCUUUCAAGCUCCUCAACAAGUACCGCCCUGAGACCAAGGCCGAGAAGAAGGAGCGUCUCGUCAAGGAGGCCACCGCCAUCAAGGACGGCAAGAAGAAGGAGGAUGUCUCCAAGAAGCCCUACACUGUCAAGUACGGUCUCAACCACGUCGUUGGCCUGAUCGAGAACAAGAAGGCUUCCCUCGUCCUUAUCCCCAACGAUGUUGAUCCCAUUGAGUUGGUUAUCUUCCUCCCCGCCCUCUGCCGCAAGAUGGGUGUCCCCUUCGCCAUCAUCAAGGGCAAGGCCCGCCUUGGAACCGUCGUCCACAAGAAGACUGCCGCUGUCCUCGCUUUCACCGAGGUCCGCUCCGAGGACAAGAGCGAGCUCUCCAAGCUCGUUUCCGCCAUCAAGGACGGAUACUUGGAGAAGACCGACAGCGCUCGCAAGCAGUGGGGUGGUGGUAUUAUGGGCGCCAAGGCCCAGAAGCGCACCGAGAAGAAGCAGAAGGCUCUCGACAACGCCAUCAAGGUCUAA